This is a messenger RNA of Hydatigera taeniaeformis, 393 nucleotides long. The record is from the annotation of a GenBank genome assembly. NCBI's taxonomy places the organism in Eukaryota, Metazoa, Platyhelminthes, Cestoda, Cyclophyllidea, Taeniidae.
AUGAGCAGCGAGCCACCAACAUUGCCAUCAUCGAAUGACACCAGUUCUUCUACCACUUCUGCGGGUGACACCGGUUCUUCUGUUUCCGGAAGCCCGCCUUCUUCUCCGACUCCAGAAACAGACACUACAACAUCGAGUACAGAAUCCACCUCCACACCUUCCAGUCCUCCUGGUCCUGUUCCUCCUCCUCCUGGUCCUACUAGUCCGCCCACUCCUCCUUCUACCGAGUCUCCGUCCAGUGGUCUUUCAGGCGGAGCAAUCGCUGGAAUUGUCAUUGGUGUUAUUCUGUUUAUCCUCUUGCUCAUUGGUAUUUACUUCCUUGUUAAAUCGCUCAAGGUCCCGGAUGUCCAAUUCGAACCUGAUGAGGAUGAGGGAGAGGAGGAUUACCUUUAA